AUGGCGUCGAAGAUGAAGCUGCAGAGGCGUCGUCUAUCGUGGGGUGCGCUGAGACGCGUGAUGUUGCUGUUGGGUGUUUCUUUGCUUUGUUCGUUCGUUCUGACGCCUCUUGCUGCUUAUUCAGGAGAUUUCUCUGUUUCUCCUGGAGGGACUGAGCCCGAUCAGGUUUCAUCUUACUCGCGAGCAGUAGGAGAUGUAGGAGCGGAUAUAGGCUCAGACGGGGGUAUGUCUGUAGCUUCUGUUACUUCGGGAGAAGAGGUAGCAGUAGAGGAUGUAGCAGCAGCAGAAGAAGCAGCAGCAGCAGCAGCAGAGGAGGAGGCAGGAGCAGAAGAUGAUCAACCCACCUUGAAGACUCCUUCAUCUUCUCCUCGUCGUUCAAAAUUACCCAAGUCAGCGUUUGCUGUGAGUGUUCUUACAGCUUCUAUUGGUGCUGCUGUCUUUGCAUCUCUUCUUCUUCGAAGAGAGAUUCAAAAGCAAGAGCAGGAGGUUGUGAAGCUGCAGAAUUUGCAGCCCCAGAUGGAGCGGCUUGCUGAUCUUGUAGGAAGCGACAAGGCAGUACAGCUUGGGACGAAGUAUAAAGAGUUAAUAUCUUCAUUAUCUGAAUGUAUGGAUAGGAUUUCAGCAGAAAGAAACCCUGUGCAGCUACGCGCUUUGUGGAGGCAGUUAGAAGAGGGUGUUGAGGCUGCUGUACAGACAGUAGGAGAUCUACAGCGUGAAGCAGAUCGCGUAUCUGUUUCGUUUGAAGAACUACCUGUUCUAGAUACAGAGCCCUGGAUUGCUCUACAGCCAGCGUUCUCUACUCUUGGAGUAAGAGACUUCACAGAAGGUAUACUUGGGCUACAGAAGUUCGCAAAAGAUUUGCAUGCAAGCAGUGCUCAAAGAGCAGGAGCUAGAAGAGAGGCAAUCCGGUCGCUGCCAGCCGUUACUAGCAUUGAAGACAGCUGGGUAGUGCAGCAACUAAUAGAAGAAAUGCUGCAUCUUCAGACAGAUUUCGAUGAAGCAGAGCAGUGCGUAGAGCUCUGGGAGUCUGCAUUGGGGCUAGCAGAAUCCGCAGUGAGAGAUAAAGUAGUAAACACGACUGCGGUGUCUGUACAGCAGCUCAAGUGCGAAAUAGAUUUACUUUCAAGUUUCUGCUUUCUUGUUAAAGAAGCUAUGGAUAAUGCAUCUCCUAAGACACGAGCUUCUCUGUCUAAAUUAUUAGAUAGCAAGAAGCAGAUGUCCAGAAAAUUUGAGGAGCUUGUUGCUGUUCAAGCUGAGAUGGCGUACGUAGAAGAUGUUGCAGAUGUAUUGAUGCUGGAGGCUAAAGCAAGUGCUGCUUCUUCUUUUAUACGCAAGACAGCAGAGCAUAUGAUGAUGCAACUAAAGGCUGUAGAGCAUCUACUCGGGCCCUGCGAGACUGGGAAGCAGCAAGCUGUACAGUUUUUACAGCAGAAAGGAAGUGAAGCUGUGCAAGCAAUUGAAAGAGCAAGAAAGGAGUUAGAAGCAGGUACUAGACGAAUGCAAGCAGACUUUACUGAGCUUGUUGCAGGGCUUCCUGCUUCUGUAGAUGAUAUAUUAGGUGAGAGGAUAGCGGUUGGGCUAAUGGAUGAGGUUGCAGAGCUGCUGCUGCUGACAGAGAAUGUUCAAAGUGCAAGCAAGACGGAGCUGGAGGCAUUGCUUCGUUCAAAGUCUCAAAGAACAGCAAAUAGAUUUGCUAGAGAUAUAUUCUAUGGUCUUUCAAAGGCAACUCAAAGCCUCGGGAGCUUCUCUGUAUUGAAGCAUCGCUUUGCUUUAUAUAGAACUGUUGAAGCUGAGACUGUUAUGAGUGCAGAUGCAGCAUUUGCUGCUCGUCAAUUCUUCUUCGCUCCUCAAGAAAGGGAGCUUGUACAGCAGAAGCUUUCUCUCUUUGGACAGCAAGCAAAGAGAGCAAGAGAGUCUGAACGAAUAGCAGACUUCGUUAAGAUUGCAGCAGAUCUGCACGGCGUAGCGCAUCAACUACAGCAUCACCUUCUUGAUGCAAGGUACUUGAAGGAGAACGUAGCAGGAGAAGCAGCUUCAGCAGCAGCAGAUGCUUUAGCAGCAGCAGCUGCUGCUGCUAAAUCUGCGGGGAGCACUCAGACUGCAGAUGAUACUGAUGCUGCUGCCGAUGAUAAAGCUGCUGACGAUGUUGAUGUUGUUGCAGCUAUUGACGCUGCUGAAGCUGCUGAAGCUGCUGCAGCUGCUGCUGCUGAAAUUGCUGCUGCUGCUGAAGUUGCUGCUGCUGCUGAUGCUGCUGCUGCUGCUGCUGCUUCCCAAGAAACUCAGGAUGAUGAUGAAACAGCUCCACCGCAGCUGCAAGAAGCAGAGGCUAACGAAGAAGAAGAAGAAGAAGA
This is a messenger RNA of Eimeria acervulina, 2351 nucleotides long. RefSeq lists its product as hypothetical. The transcript has a single exon. The record is from RefSeq and is a predicted model, not a curated record. The annotation marks the transcript as partial. Lineage: Eukaryota; Apicomplexa; Conoidasida; Eucoccidiorida; Eimeriidae.